GGGAGCUCGGCUGAGGGCUGCACACAGGCACCUCUCGGGGGCCCGAGCCGCGGGGCCUGCCCCACACGGGGCUGAGGAGGGGCCGGGUCCGCAGGCCCCUGGGAGCAGCUGAGCGCUGGGCCCCCUUCCAGGCCUACCUUGGCUUCGCAGGAUGGGGCUACAGGCGCCCCCAGCCCCGCCUGUCCUCUGGGCCCUAGGGGGCCUUGCCCUGCUCCUCUGGCUGUGGGCACUGUGCACGGCCUGCCACAGGAAGCGCGCGCAGAGGCAGCAGCCCCCAGGCCGGGUGAUGCAGGCGGAAGCGUCGCUGCUGAGACGACACCCGCUCUGCACCCUCAGCAAGUCCGACACCAGACUGCAUGAGCUGCACCGCGGCCCCGGCGGCUGCAGGGUCCCGAGGCCUGUCAGCAUGGAUGUCCAGCGCCCACAGUGGCUGGAGGUGUCCAGAGGCACCAGCCGACCUCUGGGGGCCUUCUCGCCCCGAGAACCGCCCUUCUCGCCGGCUGCCGCCUCACCUUCCAUCGGCCCCGAGGCCACCUAUUCCAACGUGGGGCUGGCCGCAGUCCCCAGGGCCAGCCUGGCAGCCAGCCCCGUGGUGUGGGCAGGGGCACGGCUCACCAGCAGCUGUGCCAGCCCUGGGCCUGAGCCCAGACCCGAAGUGGCUGAGUACGCUUGUAUCCGGAGGCUCAAGGGAGCAGCUCAGGGCCCCCAGGGCCUGGGGCGGGGAACGGCCGAGCUGACCCCAUCUGUUGAGGUGGACAUCCUGUACUCCAAGGUCAGGAAACCUAAAAAGAGGGACCCAGGGACUGCCGCAGACCAGCUGGACCCCAAGGGCAGCGAAGCGGUUCUGGCUGUGGGAAGUGACCAGUCCCACGAGACCCUCCCACUCGGGGGCCUGGGCAAGGAUGACGGCCUCCUGGAAAACGUGUACGAGAGCAUCCAGGACAUGGGGGCCCAGGGCGCCUGGAACCCGCUGCUCCGGCACGAGGGCACCUGCGCGGGGCUUGGGGGCUCCCGGCUUCCCCAGCCUCAGCCUCGGAGGAGUCUCCACGUCCCCACCUGUUGAACGGCCACGUGUAGGCGGGGUGGAGCCCAGCUCCCGUUCCUGCGCCGCCCUGCGCCGCCCUGCGCCGCCCGCGCCCCAUCCCCAGGCUCCCCAGGCUCCCCGCCUGCGAGGCCCCUGGGGUCCUGGCCGCCGCCCUCUCCCGAGGCCUUAAUAAAUCCCUUGCGGGCGGCCCCCGCAGCCCUGC
Nyctereutes procyonoides (raccoon dog) is the source of this 1247-nucleotide messenger RNA. It is a transcript of the gene LIME1, whose product is annotated as Lck interacting transmembrane adaptor 1. Bases 152 to 1063 code for a protein of 303 amino acids. The transcript is spliced from 6 exons. Gene Ontology annotation, molecular function: protein kinase binding. Lineage: Eukaryota; Metazoa; Chordata; Mammalia; Carnivora; Canidae. Gene Ontology annotation, biological process: B cell receptor signaling pathway; regulation of MAP kinase activity; regulation of phosphatidylinositol 3-kinase/protein kinase B signal transduction. The record is from RefSeq and is a predicted model, not a curated record. Gene Ontology annotation, cellular component: B cell receptor complex.